AUGGCUAAGAAAUAUCUAUCGGAUCAGGAGUUGGCAAAGGAGCUGGAGAAUCUGUCCGACGACGAGUCAAGAGAUAUAAUAGAAGACGAAAUUACCGGAUUUUCAGAUGAUUCGCUCGUAGAUAAAGAUUUUAUUCCUGUUGAAAGUGAUCUAUCAUCCGAUAACGAUUCAUCCGGUAAUAAUUCAGAUAAUUCUGCCAUAUUAUUCGCCAUAUCUGAAGACGAAGAUAUAGACGAUAACGUACCUCUAGCGACUUUAAUUACUAAGCAAAAAUGGGAUCACGUUCAAGGAGACCGACUGUCUUUCAGUGAAAGCCCUCAGAAUGUUGGUGUUGUUCCAGCUGUUAGUGCAGACUUUGCAGGAAAAGAACCAACUGAAUUCUUUAACUAUUUUAUCGACGAUGAGAUGAUUAAUCUAUUUGUGACUGAAACCAAUAGGUUUGCUUCACAGCGAAUUGCUGCGGCCAUAGCAGAUCCAAACCGGAAGGCCAAGGUGCCGAAAUGGGUGGAUACCAAUCCCGUGGAAAUGCGAAAAUUUUUUGGCAUUAUAUUAUGGAUGGGCCUUCUUCCAAUGCUUCAGUUACGGGAUUAUUGCUCAACCAAAUCGUUGUACCAAAAUCGCAUACCCACAAUUAUGAGUAGAAACAGAUUUGAAGGUAUUUUGGGCAUGUUCCAUGUAAGUGAUAAUGAGAAGGACAGACCCUCUGAUGACCGACUUUACAAAAUAUCCGAAUUUCUUGACAUGCUGCAAAAGAAAUCUAAGUCCUCCUACAUGCCCGAAAAAGACAUUUAUAUCGACAAAAGUAACAUCCCGUUUCGAGGACGCAUUUAUUUCAGACAAUAUAUACCCAAUAAGCGACACCGCUACGGUAUAAAGCUUUUCAAGUUGUGUGUAUCUGGAGGAUACACCUGGGAUUUCAAAGUAUAUACCGGCAGAGAAAAAUCAAGUGAAUUUGCAGUUUCUGAAAAGGUAGUCAUGGAAUUGAUGGAAGGUCUUUUGGACAGUGGCCGCACACUUUACACUGACAACUAUUACACGAGCGUAUCAUUAGCCAAAAGACUGAUUGACCGAAAAACGCAUUUAGUUGGUACAAUUAGAGCAAACCGCAAAGGUAAUCCUCAGGAAGUAAUAAAGGAAAAGUUAAAUCGAGGUGGAAUUGUAGCUCGGCAAGAUAAUGACUGUAGUCCUGAAGUGGAAGGAUAA
Anthonomus grandis grandis is the source of this 1203-nucleotide messenger RNA. Its product is annotated as piggyBac transposable element-derived protein 4-like. The coding region runs from base 1 to 1203 and encodes 400 amino acids. NCBI's taxonomy places the organism in Eukaryota, Metazoa, Arthropoda, Insecta, Coleoptera, Curculionidae. The record is from RefSeq and is a predicted model, not a curated record. The transcript has a single exon.